Nannizzia gypsea CBS 118893 is the source of this 1446-nucleotide messenger RNA. RefSeq names its product arf GTPase-activating protein. The transcript is spliced from 6 exons. The record is from RefSeq and is a predicted model, not a curated record. NCBI's taxonomy places the organism in Eukaryota, Fungi, Ascomycota, Eurotiomycetes, Onygenales, Arthrodermataceae. Bases 1 to 1446 code for a protein of 481 amino acids. Gene Ontology annotation, molecular function: GTPase activator activity. Gene Ontology annotation, biological process: COPI coating of Golgi vesicle.
AUGAGUGCUACAAAGACGCAGUCUCAGAAAAUCUUUGAGAAGCUGAAGACGAAACCCGCAAACAAGAUAUGUUUUGAUUGCGGGUCGAAGAACCCGACAUGGUCGUCGGUUCCCUUUGGAAUAUACCUUUGCCUCGACUGUUCGUCGAACCACCGAAAUCUCGGCGUUCAUAUCUCAUUCGUCCGCUCAACCAAUCUUGACCAAUGGCAAUGGGAACAGCUACGCGUUAUGAAAGUGGGCGGAAAUGAGUCGGCGACUAAAUAUUUCCAGUCACAUGGCGGCACGGCGGCGCUAAACAGCAAGGACUCCAAGAUAAAGUACACAUCCAACGCGGCGGUGAAAUACAAAGAAGAAUUGAAGCGGCGAGCAGCCCAAGAUGCCAAAGAGUAUCCUGAGGAAGUAGUGAUUACGGAUGUGGCUGCAUCAGGUACUCCAGAAGGGUCCUCCACACCCGCUGGCGAGCCGGACGAUGAUUUUUUUUCCUCUUGGGACAAGCCCGCCAUCAAACGACCAAGCAACCCCCCUUCGCGUGUUGGCACACCUGCUUCGACUGGCGGCCGCAGCUCGCCCUUCCUCACUCCAGGGCCCAAUGGUAACGGCUCGCGACCCAAAUCUCCACUCUCCGGUGCAGAAAAGAGCAAUGUUGCUACACCUCCUGUUGCUGUCCGGACAGGUACAGCGGUCCGCAAGGGACCAACUGCCGGUGCAAAGAAGACCUCGGUUCUUGGAGCUAAAAAGGGACCUAAGCUAGGCGCAAAGAAAGUUGUGGGUGCAGACGCUAUUGAUUUUGACGAGGCAGAGAGAAAGGCAAAGGAAGAGGCGGAGAGAAUUGCAAAAUUAGGAUACGACCCGGAGUCUGAAAAGGCCGAAGAGGAGGCUGCGUUGAAGGGGAAGUCCGCUUCAUCGAUCGUUUCUCCAACCCCAGUAAGCCCCAGAUCUAGCUUUGGAGCCACACGAAGUCAUGAGAGAAGUGCAAGUGAAGUCGAGAGACUAGGCAUGGGUAUGGGCCGUCUUGGCUUUGGACAAGUUGGAAAACCCAAAGCUCCAGCUCCAAAGAAGCUUGGGUUUGGUGCUGUUGGACAUUCUACUUCAGCCGCUGACGAGGAACAACUAGAGCAAACUAUGUCCAAAUUCGGCAAACAGAAAGGCAUCUCAUCGGAUGAGUUCUUUGGCAGAGACCAAUAUGACCCUACAGCUCGGGCGGAGGCCAAGACUCGACUUACCAACUUCGAGGGCGCUACUUCGAUAUCAAGCAAUGCUUACUUUGGUCGUCCCGAAGAUGAACUUCCAGCCAACGACGAUUACGGCGACCUGGAAACAGCUGCCAAGGACUUUGUUCGAAAAUUCGGGAUUACCGCGGGCGAUGAUCUUGAGAAUUUAACCAACUUGGUUGGUGAUGGUGCUGUCAGACUUCAUGGCGCUAUCCGUCACUACCUCAACAGCUGA